Molecule: messenger RNA, 6596 nt
Organism: Anneissia japonica
Lineage: Eukaryota; Metazoa; Echinodermata; Crinoidea; Comatulida; Comatulidae
Product: ciliogenesis-associated TTC17-interacting protein-like
Exons: 11
Coding region: 508-1689 (393 amino acids)
Biological process (GO): actin filament polymerization; cilium organization
Source: RefSeq, a predicted model, not a curated record
UAGUGACGUAAAGCGGCCAUUUUGGUAUCGCGGGCUUACGAUAAGGUCUCCAGUACUCAUCUUCUUCACUAAACUAAAGUAUUGUCGUCAAAGUCUGUUUCUCAAGUUUUAAGAUGAAUUUCCGUCAGGAAUUUUCGUAAAGAAUUCAAUUCUUCUGUUUCAGUAUCCUGAUUUUACUUUAUGUUGCUGAGUGGAUGAUUGAUUCUUCUUGUUGUACACUCGGCCUCGAUCGUCUUGUCUUGCUUGUCAAGUCUGCCAACCAAGUCAGAAAAGUGUCACAGCUGUGCGCAUGUAGGUAGAGACAUAACAUUAAAAUACGCAGGGAUUCAAGAAAUUGCUCAAAUUGGGAUUAUAAUUGCAACAACUGUUAAAACGAUAUGUGAAAGCGUUAGUAUGUAUCAAACCGCUUAACAGACUGCAGAAAUUACCUCCGACAGGAUCAUCAGCUCUUUUACAUUGUCGUCAGUUGAUUGAACUGUUAACAGAGGGACUACACAGCGAAGAUUAAUGAGUUCUACUCUGUUUUCCAAAAUGGAUUCCAAGCCAUUCGUUCCUGAUGGUACGGAACCUCUACAUGACAGUCAAGAAAAGCUUUCUUCAUUGCCAGUUCCCAAAGCUACAAUAGAUGCCAUUGCAUAUAUUGACAAAAUAGAUGAAGAUGAAAUUGACAAUGUUCUUUUCACCGAUUCUUUGGUGACAACCUCUGACACAGGCAAGGAGUUAGGAGAGUUUACAGUGAGUAUUGAACGUGCCCGAUACAACAGUAAAGAUUGCUUCCUGAUUCAUGCCAAUAGCCAUGGUGCCAUUGAUAAUGUACCGAUGGGAACCUCUAUAACAGCAUAUGUAUCUAAGACACUAGAAACAUUAGAGCAACAGCAUCAUGAAUAUGUAAAGCUAGAAGAACAACAUCUUGACAAGAAGACAUUCAUUGUAAUGAACGAAGACAAAUAUAUUGUUAAUAGAAUAAUUACACAAGGAGAGCAAGUGUUUAGGCAUGUUGAGACUUACAGUUCAGAGACCAUGCAUGGAUUCAUCUCUGAAGGUUCAAAUUUGUUAGUACAAAGACUAAUGGUUAAGAAGGGCAUUCCAGAACAUUGUAAAUUCAUUUCAUUUGAUUCAGAGGCUAAGCUGUGUCAUGCAUCUUAUAGAAGCUUAGAGGAUCAUUCACAAAUGAUUGGAGAUACUGAAGUGACAGUAACAGGAAUUGAAAGAACCAUAAAAUCAUUGUCGGACCUUCCUACAACGUGGCAAACCUAUUUCCUACGUGAUGGGAGGAUGAGCAGUAGAGUUCAGAUUGGUUCUCCUGUCACAAUGCGACUUCUUCGUGUUCCUCCUCCACUAGAGAAGGAAGAGGUUCGAGAAAAACCUGCUGUUGCCAAGAAACCGUUGCAUUGGGAAGAUGAUAUGCAACUUUAUUCCAAAUUCCUUGACAGAAAGGAAGAAUUGAAGGGGGAUCAUGCCACAUAUAUGAGACACCACCCUGAGCUUAAGGCACUUCUUGCUGAUUUUCUCCAAUUUCUACUUCUCCGCAAACCCGAAAAUAUCGUAGCUUUUGCUUCUGACUACUUUUCCGCGUUCUCUCCAUCAACCAAAGAGGGCAAUCCUUAUGCCACAUCUGGUGAGGCCCGUUACAUUCCACGCCCGGAAUCUCCUUUCAAGCGCACAUCAUCAUCGGGAUUCCCCUCCUAGUUUACAAAAAGUAUAAACCAACAGAAAAAGAAAAGAAUAAAUACAAAAUUAUACCAAGUUUAUUUUGAUUAUAAUUACUUGAUCUGUUUUAUCUGUUCUUUUAGAGUGCAAUUAAUAUUUGAUUAAUUAAUAAUUAAUUGAACCACUCUAUAUAUAUAGACAUUUCUUGCAUGAUGAAUGUAUAAUGAUGUAGUGUUAUGUUCCUAUUGAAUAUCUUACUGUACAUGCUUUAGGUAAGAAACACAACUAUUUGCCUUCCAUGUUACAAUCUUGUGUCCUACCUUUACCUCAGAUUCAGAAUACAGCUUGCAUGAAAAUUGUAUUAAUAAGUCUUUCAGGCUUUGAAGAGGCUCAUGAUCUUCUUGUUAAUUUCUUUUGUUCAAGUCGCAUUUGUUUCACAGUUCUCUUAAGAAGUAUAUUUUUGUUGUUCAUAUUCCAAAUUCUCUGCUUCAGAAUUCAAGGAACAAGAAUUUGAAAACUGAAAAGAAAAUGUAAUUUUUAUAUGCAGCGUUUAUUUAGCCGGUAGUGUGCCUAUUCAUUUACAAAGCAUUUUUGUGAUGAUUAGUGAGGGGUGCACUCCAACCCUACCGUUAAGUAUAGGCAAAUUCAAGUUUUAGAUAGCAGAAUAAGCACUUUGUUUUUAUUAAGUAAUUUCUUCUUAUGGAAUAACGAUUGUGUCUUUCAUAGUAGUGAUUUUAUGGCAGUGAAAUUAGGAUAUUUCUUUGUAUUUCUAAGCAUUAGGGAUGUUUACAAAACAUGUACCUUCUAAGAAACGAGUUAUUUUGCAACUCCUGCUUAGCAACAGCCAAUUGUAGAGAAACAUAGGUUGAGUAGGCAAGCCCUGUUUAUUAAGCAUCUCUUUCUGAUUGGUCAGUUGUUCUCUUUAAUAGACCUAGGUUUAGAACCUGAAUUUCUUAAUAGUUGACUAUUCACAGGUCAAAAUAUUCACUUAAACCAUCCGUAGUGUUAACAAAUGUUAUAUUUGAUGCUGUUUUUCUUCAAAUUUAGUUUUUCAUCUAGGCUUAUAUUCUAACUUUAUGGUAAUAUUAUGGUAUCAACACUUUUUAAAGCAAAAUAGAGUUUGUCUUAUGUAUCGAAUGAUAUGGGAAUAUCGACAAUUUGGUAUCCGGUGCAAAAAAACUUGUUUUGUGAUGUGAUGUAAAGUGUUCUGAAGAAAUGUUAUAGUGUUGCCAAAAAUAAGUUAAUUAUAAGUACACAAAUAUUUUAUAUAUAUAUUUAUAAACAAAUAGUUGAUUGUACUGAUGGAAACACCGUGCUGAAAUACAGAAACAAAUGAUGUUAUGUUAAGCCAGGCAUUCACUGCACACGACGGUCUAGGCCGGCGCGAUUCUGUGAAGAACGCAACGCGAUGACGCGUGUGCAACGGAUCAUUUUUAAUGACGAUCCGUUCAGAUUGCUGCCAACAUCAGCCGUGCGACGGUCGUACAAUGCAGGAAGUGCCUGGCAUACGUGUUGAGCAUAGCUCUUCAACUAAAAGUUCUUAUCAGUUGUGUGAAAAAGUGCUUCCAGCAGGUACUGUAAAUGGACCUGCGAAUUUUGCUUUUGAAUUUAGUGUCAUACUGUACCAUUAGACCACAAAGGCCUGUUGGUGUAUCGGAUCCAAUACAGGCAGAUUAUCCCCAUACACAACUGAUAUACGAUUCACUUAAUUGAGCCAAAAUUUUAGACCUCUACUGAUGGCAUAGAUUUAAAAUGUAUAACCUAUUACUCUGACGGCUAAAUGUUCUCAUAGUUAAAUAUAUUAAAUUAUAUUAUAUUAUAUUAAUGCAAGUUUGCAAGUCCUUUAACUUUCAUGUAAGUUGUGACUCACAGGACCAAAUUCAGAAAACAUCUUUUCAGCCUACAAGCAAGAGGAUAAAAUGGCAAGAGGGUCAACUCUUGGGUUUCCUUUGAAACUAAAUCCUAUCUCGAAAAUUACAACUACGACUUGGAGGGCAAUCUUCAAAAGAGAUGAUAUAACGUAAAAGUCGUUCGUAUCGUAUGGGCGCCUCCUAUCUUGUGGUAGUGCUGCAUUUUUUGUUCCAUUGCUUCCAUGCAAAAUUUGGACAGUGGCAUCUCUUGCCAUUUGAUACUGUUUGCUACAAGUAGCUCAGCAAUUAAAUUGAACCAAAAACCCUAAUACUGUAUAUUCAUGGUCCAAUACAUACACAAUGGCUACCACCGGUUAAGCAGACUAACGUAGACUGAUCCAGAAUACUGUAGUUCUAGUUUUUUUAACCCUUGUACUAUUUAGUGAUUAUUAAAAUUUUAGAUGCCAUUUAAUGUAUUAUUAUUUAACAUUAUAAAGUCAAUUUUGUAUUUAUUUAUUUAUGAUGCUAUGAUAAUACAAUACAUUUGAGUCCCAAUAAAAAGUUUUGUAAAAAGUUACAUGAUAUACUGUAAUUAGAUUGGGAGAUGUGAACAAAAUUGCAAAUGCAUUAUCUUAUUUUUCUAUUUUCUCCCUCAUACUGUGCUUUCAAUUCAAAAUUUAAAUGUAUUGCCCAAAUUUAAAGAAUAAAUUAUUAUGGAAAUGAAAAUUGUCUCAAUAUGUAUUUAAAAUGUAUGGGAGAAUUUUUCGUAUUCUCAUAGACCCUAGUGUUUUCUUGUACAGAUCUACGAAUCAACUGUGUACAUACGUGUAUAGACAAGCACUUGCAUUUUACAUUAGUAGUUUUGUAGUUGCAUAAAUUGAUGAAUUUGUUGUAAAUAAAUAUGCUAUCUUAUUUAUUUUUUUGUAUGAUUAUCACACAGAGCUAUAAUAAAUGUGGAAGAAUGGAAGAUAGGUUAAGAUAGAAAUCUUACACUUUUUUAGACAAAUGUUGUUUUGUUGACCGGAAUAUCAACAUAUUUGUGAGGUGUUGUCGAAGAAAGCAUUAUUGAUGAAGAUCACAUAUAUUUCGUCUUUGAUUUAAUCAGUUGUUCCUAGGUUGAUUAUGAGUAAAAUAGUUUGUAAAUUCAUAUGUCUAAAAUUAUAUGUCUAUUUUAUGAAUGCUUUAAACCAACUAACUGCCUUCAUUACCGAAAUGAAUCACCCCUUUGAAACAAAUACAACAGUCCAUCCCAGUGUAAAAGGUGCUUUUAAUUCAAUCAAUGUUGAAUAGGGAAUGAGGACUUGUUUGAACUGCCUUCAUUACCGAAAUGAAUCACCCCUUUGAAACAAAUACAACAGUCCAUCCCAGUGUAAAAGGUGCUUUAAAUUGAAUCAAUGUUGAAUAGGGAAUGAGGACUUGUUUGAACUGCCUUCAUUACCGAAAUGAAUCACCCCUUUGAAACAAAUACAACAGUCCAUCACAGUGUAAAAGGUGCUUUUAAUUCAAUCAAUGUUGAAUAGGGAAUGAGGACUUGUUUGGGAGACGGUUCGUACAUGAUGUGUUUGGACAGACUGUUCUAUUUUGUUUCAAAGGGUUGUUACAUUUUAAAAACAAUAGCAAUUAUUUGAUUUAUUCAGGUAAAAAUCUCACUCGUAGAGUACCAACAUCACGGUUGAUUUGUGUAUAUAAUAAGAAAGUUACAACUAACUUGCUUUGCUAUUGUGAAAUCCCAGAGAAACUAAUUUGUCAAAACAUACAGUCAUAUUUUCUUGAAUGUGUUAUAAUGACCUAGCAUACGAUACUACUCAUUUUGUCACAAUACCUCACAUUUUGUCUACAGUUUGUUAACAAGUAUUGUAGGGAUGCUCUCAGUUGCACUCUGAAACAUAAGUAAUAAUAAUUAUGUCAAAUUCAUAUAAUAGCGGAAGAUGCACAAAAUAUUUUCAAGGCUUUGUCUUGAUGCAAAAGAUUCAUAGCUAAUGUGGGUAGAAGUUCAUUCCGAAUCUUUGGAGCAAUGGUAAAAAAUGGUAACCUCUCAAAUCCCACUGAUUGAGCAUUUAUGUUAAUAAUUAUAGUGUAGUUUUAUAUAGCGCACAAAUCCAUCUAAUGUAAGAUGCUCAGGACGCUUGAAAUGUGGACUAGGAACUCGAUCAAUGUUCUAUAAUACCUGAUUCAUGUCAUAUGUUCUGUAGAUUGGAUUUGGAGGAAUAAUACAGUAUAUGAAUUUGUAUCCAAAACAACAGAGAAAAAAGUGUUACACAUCCCAUGCUACAGAUAUUUUACAUUGCAUCCAUUAUGUAAGAUUGGUAGGCAUCCUGUGUAAUAUUCUUGUAAGAAAAACAUGUAUACAUUACAGAGGCAGAGCCGUAGAUAGAGAGAGUUUGGCCAACUUGGCACAUGGACGCCGUGUCGUUGCCAAACAGCCCAAGCGCAUGCGCGCGUAUAACUUUAAUGUUUUGUUUUGGUGACAACAUGGCCGAUGUAAGUCAUGUGAUUGCGAUCCACCCAAUCACACGCGUGUAUAUCGAAUCCCGUGAAACAGAGUUGGCCAAACUCUCUCUAUCUACGGCUCUGUACAGAGGCCUGUAACACCGCCAAGGUAUCUCGUACAGAAUGUAUCUGUACGCAUGCUCACAGGAUGCAACUUAUCUUUUAUGUUGCAUCACUUACAUCUGUAUUGCCAGUGUGUAAACUGUACCAUGUUUAGCAAGGUUUACAUUGAUGUUGUUAAGAUGAUGGUAAUUUGGGUAGAAAUACCCUGAGAGGUCCUUGUAAAAUUUAGCAAAUAAUUAAAUCUCUUUUUUUUUCUUUUGUGAAAAGGGGGUGUAUGAUUGUCAUGAUGUCAAAUAUAUUCAUAGUUGGCAGUUAACAUGUUUCAUAAAUUGUUCUUGACUAGGUGAUACUGUAUAGCCUAAUUUCUAAACAAAAGUUUAUAUUAAAAUUGUUAAUUGUUUAGAUUUUUUGUCAGCAUCAAACUAACGCAGCCUACCUGUUACUGUAAUGCUCUCGAAAGCUUGUUUAGCUAUUUUAAAUCUGUAUGAAAUUUGUACGCUUACUUAAAACAAAAAGCAUUAUUAAAUAUAAAUAACAAAACUA